This is a messenger RNA of Diatraea saccharalis (sugarcane borer), 1746 nucleotides long. The record is from the annotation of a GenBank genome assembly. NCBI's taxonomy places the organism in Eukaryota, Metazoa, Arthropoda, Insecta, Lepidoptera, Crambidae.
UUUGUUAUCGACGAAACGAAGCCGUACAUGGACCUUGAUCGACUAGUCGACAACUAGUCGAUCAAAUAGUCGAUAAACUAUUUAAUUUUAAUUAUAGUUCACGUUUGAAAUUACGUUAAAUGGUGUUCUUAUGGUGGUGUUUACAGAACGAUACAUGGCACAGGACGAUGGGGACAAACAUUGGGAGGAAGAUGACCGUUACUACUCGUCAAGCCACGACAGCGAUGAUAGUCCUAUGUUGUUGCAUAGAUAUCGUCGGUAUGACCCCUAUGCCACCUCUAAUACGGAAGAGAAGGAGAAAAGAUCUACCAUCACUGUGUUGGCCAAAUUCUUCCUGUUUUGCACAGCCAUGAUAUUGUUCUGUGUUCUCAUGUAUAUACCAGUAUAUAAUAAGGCCAACGAUCAGCUGCCCAAAGGUUUGGUUGCCGGGUGGCCGAUACACACAAGCCGUGAUACAAAACUAUAUGUCCAACCAAAUAAUGUCACAACAAUACACGAGCCUACAGAAAUAUGCACCAAAAAUGUUAAACGGAAAACAUUCCUCCUUAUAGUUGUAUGUUCUGCUACAACGAAUUUUGAAAGCAGGAUAGCUAUUCGAGAUACGUGGGGAAACUAUAAGAGUUAUUUAGAAAUAUCGAAAAUAUACAAUGAAGUUAGAGAUAGAUAUAAAAAUUAUAAUUUUACUUAUGAUCUUUAUUCAGAAUCGGAUCAAAAUAAAAGUAUAAAUGUAAGUGAGAAGAGGGUUUCGAGAGACAUAUCCAGUUUUGGCCAACUAUUACCCGAAUUAGCUAAAGCGUUAACAAGUAAUAUAGGGGAAGCAAAGACUGAAGAUGUACCUGAAGAGAAGAGAUUUGAUGAUGAUGAUGAUGAUGUUAAUAUGUUGCCAGAAUUCGAUAUGAACGAGCAGUUAGGUGAACAGACUGAAAUGAACAAUUAUGAUUACAAUUAUAAAUCUAAUAUUAUGAGAAUACCACCUAGAGGUUAUGAGGACAGUCCGAAUUUAGAGAAAGUGUUGAAACAAUUGAAAGCAAAUGAUAUUUUUCAGGAUAAAGUGACGAAUGCAGAUAUUGAUGUUGAUAACACAGUGCCAGAUUUCAAGCUUGUUUUUUUAUUAGGGUUGCCAUCGCAGAACGAUAGUGAUGUCCAAAAUAAAAUAGAUGAGGAGGUGGAGAAAUACGGGGAUAUUAUACAAGAAGGUUUUAUAGAUUCUUAUAAUAAUUUAACGUUGAAGUCUAUUAUGAUGUUGAAAUGGAUUACAAAUAAGUGCAAUGAUAGCGUUCGUUAUAUAUUGAAAACGGAUGAUGAUAUGUAUAUUAAUGUUCCAAACUUAAUUUUGAUUCUUAAUAAUAGAUCUAAGGAGUAUGAGGAUAAAGUUUCCAAAGGUUACAAAGAUAAAGAAUACAUGUUAAUUGGUGACCUUAUAUCUGGUGCCAGGCCUGUUUUAGACUCUAAUAAUAAGUGGUACAGUCCCCGGUAUAUGUACGGGGGUAGAGUGUACCCUACGUACCUGUCGGGUACAGGGUACGCGUUUUCCGCACCCACCGCGCAAGCUCUCUACGCCUCCGCGCUGAAGACCAAUUAUUUCCAUUUAGAAGAUAUUUAUAUUACUGGUAAUUUAGUUUGUUAUUCUUUAGCUUGUGUGUUCUAGCCUCAAUUUUUAUAAUUAAUUUCAUAUAUAAGUAGGCACGAUGCUAGUUGAAAAAAAUUUGUUUUCUUUUUUACAAUUAGUUUAAAGAUUCUAAAUUC